This is a messenger RNA of Rhea pennata, 2116 nucleotides long. It is a transcript of the gene IQCC, whose product is annotated as IQ motif containing C. The record is from RefSeq and is a predicted model, not a curated record. Bases 291 to 1100 code for a protein of 269 amino acids. The transcript is spliced from 4 exons. Gene Ontology annotation, molecular function: protein binding. Lineage: Eukaryota; Metazoa; Chordata; Aves; Rheiformes; Rheidae.
CAGUCAUGGGGGCAGAGCUGGGGGGCAGAGGGCAGAGCUGGAUGGGCAGUCAUGGGCUCACAACUGGGGGUUAUUGGUGCAGUCGCCGGGCACAGCUGGAUGAUGGAUUCCAUGCAGGGACACAGCUGGGGUGUCCUGGGGGGAUGUGCAGGGCACAUCUGGGCAGGGGGGCACAGCUGGAUGGGGUUCCCUUGCGGGAGGCUGCAUGGCUGGAGGGGGCCCUGGGCCAGCCGGACAGUUUGUAGGCACUGCUUCAUUAAAACUGAAACCAUCCCAAAAGCCAACAGAGAAUGUGCUCAUUCCUUAUCUGUAAGAUGUUUCUCCUGGGGGCUACGUGGUCACAGACCCACGGGGGGAAGGGAAGGGAAGGGAAGGGAAAGGGUCUCGCUGGGAUCCAGCGGCGUAACGGCACACCAGGCUCCACUGGCGCCUCUGCCCUGUGCUUGCAGGCCUGCGUCAGGGGCUACCUGUUGCGGAAGCGGUUUCAGAGCUUGAGGGCAGAGUAUGAGGCCGUGGUGAUGGAGAUCGAAGGAAGCCUGGACCAGCUGGAGUGGAGGGGGCAGUACUUGCUGAUGCCUGUGUUUGUGGAGAAGAAGCCGGUGGAAGUAAAGCGUUCAGCUACACAAGAGACUGUAUCAAGUGAUAAAGCCAGCACAGAAAAAUUGCAGCAGGAAACAUGUCUCUUGGAGGCUUCUGAACCAGAAAGAGACUGGGGCUGUGGCAGCAAUGUGAAACCUACAGCUGAGCUGCAAAGUGAGGAGGUGACUUCCAAAGGUGAAGACAGUGAAGUGAGGCCAAAUGCAGGGACUGAUGCAGAUAAAUCUGCUGCGAAGGUGUGCAGAGCCCCAGCAGAAGGCGAGGAGUGGAAGAACAACAUCAGUGUUUCCUCUGUAUGGGACAGCCCCGUCAUGGAGACGGAGUCCCCCGGAGCCAGCCUGGAAAUUCCACUUGAGGAUUUCAAGGAGCUUCCUCAGACUGUGCCUGGCCUCGUGUCCUAUAGAAAACACUUGAUCAUGGAGUUGCUGUGGUUGCAACAAGCUAUUGUGAGCCGUAAAAAUUACUUGAGGCUGAAAAAGAAGCUGGGGACUCCUGACCUGUAGGAGGAUAUUCCAGAGGAUGCAGGAAAUUUGUAUUGCUGUGGAGCAGCAGCUGAGCUGGAGGACCAUAGUCAUAGCGUGACCUCAUGGACAGCAGCAGCCUGGGAGAUCUCCAGUUCCAUGGACUGAUGUUCUCCACUUCAGAUGAAUGUGGCAAGAAAGCCUUUUCUUUCUUUUAAAUGUGAACAUUUGGUCAAAACAGGGAGGUAAAUUUCACUGCAAAACCAGGGAGGUUGUGUGUCUGGAGGGAGUCCUAGUGAGGCCUCCUCCCACAAGAACCCCAUUUCUGGUGGCUAAGCUGGAUGCUCCUAGAGGUAAAUUGAGGCUGGGAAGACUGUCACUUACAGAAGGUGUUUUUUGACCAGCUCCAAGUGACCAGUUGAUUGCUUGUUGUUGAACUAAACUGCUGGAUGACAGCGGGUGCUUUGAACCUACAGGAACAAGUUCUCUGCUGAAUUAGGAGUGACCAAUAUUGGUAUCUGAGUUGUAUAUUUGGGACGAUUCUGUUUGUCACAGCUUUCCAGUAUCUGGGAUCUUCAAGCAUUUGUGGUAGGUUUUGGGGAACACCUAUGUGAAGUACUAAGUUAGGAGGAAAGUUUCCUAGCUUUCUGGUGCUAUUGGUGGGAAGAGAUGGCACAUCAAAUCUGACCUUUAGGAGAUGAGACUGGAUUCCUAACUUGCACGUCUCUGGCAGUGGUAAUACCUCUACAUGUGGCCAAGUCGCUUGGACCAAACCCCUGUUGUUUGAGGGAACAAGUAAGGACUUAGAGGGUUUGGUGUUAUGCCUUGAAAGCACUUUCUCCAAAGAUAUACUUUGCUCUAGUUUGGGGGUGUCUGAGGCCCUCAGAAAGGGAUUUUCACACAGUGCUGUGGUUCCUUGUUAUGACCCUGAGCAUUCUGUGCGCUCUGUGCUCCUACUGCCUGAACAGACAAUCUUGCAGUAUGGUGGCUAAAGCUUUUUGUUCCUGAUGAUGCUGACUUGUUUGUGAAUAAAAGUUUUCCUGAAGUUUGUUUCCGAA